Clupea harengus (Atlantic herring) is the source of this 6787-nucleotide messenger RNA. It is a transcript of the gene spg11, whose product is annotated as SPG11 vesicle trafficking associated, spatacsin. The record is from RefSeq and is a predicted model, not a curated record. Bases 170 to 6634 code for a protein of 2154 amino acids. Gene Ontology annotation, biological process: chemical synaptic transmission; axonogenesis; axo-dendritic transport. The transcript has 35 exons. NCBI's taxonomy places the organism in Eukaryota, Metazoa, Chordata, Actinopteri, Clupeiformes, Clupeidae. Gene Ontology annotation, cellular component: axon; cytoplasm; dendrite.
CGCAUGAUGAGCUUCCGUAUCAGUUUGUUUUGAACACUGUUUUUCUAGACUUAUACUGAUUGCUCACUACUUUCUAACUUGGAUUGAAUAAUUGCGUCUGGAAGGAGUUUCUGGUGUGUUUUUUGACCAAGGCCUACUACUAACGCAGUUAUUUAAUGAAGAGUACGCUAUGUUUGGUUCACCACACUCGAAAAGAAAUGUUGUGGUGGAUGUUGCCCUUCUACCAGACAGUAUAUUCAGUAUUCAGGUGAACGACAUAGCGAAAGCCAAACUUGCUAAAAACCUGGACCAAAAAAGCCGUCCUUUGAUUUGUUGUUUGAGUAGCAGUAGUAACAUAACUCUAACAGAUGUCUCUGAGAGUGGAACAUCAAUUACCAUUUCGGCGGAUACAUUUUCAGAUUUUGCAUGGGAAGAAACGACAGUACAGAGAGGGUCCAAUGAUUUCUAUCGACUUAUGGCAGUGGGAUCAAAUUUUGACCUCAGACUAUAUACAGUCGACCCAGAAAACCUCGAGUCAUUCUCUGGGGAGUCUGUCUCUGUGUGUUUACCACAUACGCUCAGGAGGAUGGUUGAGAGCAAAGACACGGGUCUGACUGAUCUGGUGUCUGUGAGGUUGCUGUCUUUUGCUGACAGCAAGUGUUUUCUUCUGCUGAACUCACAUGUUUUGGUGGAGUUGUUGUGGCAGAAUGGAUGUGUGGCGCCAGAGAUGGCAUCCUGCUGCAGCACCACUCUGCCACUUAACGCCUCCCAGAAAUGUUCAGACUUCCAAAUCUGUCAGGGAAUACUCUUUGUUCUGACCAACUCUGGAGUCACUUAUAUGUUUGACAGCACUGAGGGACAGCAACUGGCCAUUGUGGACUUUGCAUCGUUCCACACAGAUGCACUCCAGCCAUCUGCUUUCUGCCUCCUGCAGAUAUCAGAAGAUCUCAGCACAGCCGUUGCGGUGACCAGCCUUAACCUGGUUAUAGCGGUUCACCUAAAUGAAUAUUUCAGGACUUACCCAGAUCACUUGCUUAGUCAGAAGGUUAUCAGUCACCUUCCUCUCAAGCCUCAGGAUGCAAGCGAUCAAGAGGAUCUCCUCAGUUCUUCUGACAGUCACUCUGUGCUGGACUUCACCUUCCACAGUGACUGCUCCUGGGAGUCUCAGUUGACGUUGUUGAACACCAGAGCCAAGAUACCCACUCCUGUGUUCCAGCAGAAACUCAUUUCACCGUGGUACAAGGAUUCGCCUCACAUAGAGUGCAGACGAGCCACAGCAAAACUAUCAAGGGAGAGUGAGAGACUAUGGUGUGGGUUUGAGAUUAAGGAGGUCCCAGCUGAAGCCACUCCGGUUAUGCUUUCGGUUUCUAAGUUCUCAGCAGUUGUUACUGUUGUAUCUCCAUUCAACAAAAGCACCCUGGUGGCCUACAUGGACCUGGAGAGCCAAGAUAUCACUUAUCAUUCCACAGACACAGCAUGCCUGCCUGUCCAGCUCUGUUUUGGAGAGCAACAUUGUCUACUGCUUAAAGAUUCAGGCCUUUCCCUGGUCCUGUUUCGUGUGUCCCAGGAGGAGCUCCUGAACAGGCUAAUGAUCUUUGGCAGUGCUGGCACCGUCGACUCCCUCUGCCACCUGAACGCCUGGUGCCGCUGCUCCAUCCCCAUCCAUGCUCUGCAGGCAGGGCUGAAGAACCAUCAGUUAGACACGGUUGACUUCUUCUUAAAAAGCAAGGAGAAUAUUCUUUUUCCACGUAGUGGAUACAGCGCCCUUGAACAGACACCUGCGGUCUCCACCCAUCUAUAUGUUAAGAAUGUUCAGGAAUUGUGCCCUGCCCUUGACCUUCUGUGUUCCGCAAUCAGAGACACACAUACAGAGUCUCAGAGCAAACAGUUUUCUGAACAACUGCUCAGUAUCACCUACACCUUCCUCAGCACACAAGUUCGAAGCAUUCUGUCUGCAACAGAAGAUUUGGAUGAAAAUAUACAAGAUUGUGUGAAAAUGCUAGAUGGGUACAUAUCUGAGUUGCGAAAUUAUAUGAGGAUGCUUCCUUGGGAUCCAAAGGGUGAGAGUCUGGCCACCUUACCGCCGUCAGAAGAAGAAGAAGAAGAAGACAUGGAAGAGAUGUACAACCUACCUAUAGAGGAGGUCGUCCAGCGUGCCGUUACAGCGUGCCAGAUCCCCUGGGCACAAGCGUUUCUGAGACGGCAGGCCAGCCCUGAGUUGUGCCUCGAGGAGCUAAAGAAGAGAGGGCUGCUACAGGUCUUUCGUUGCCUCCAGAUUAAAGAUUUGGGCCAGGCCACAUCUCUGCUCAGGAACAUGGGCUACUGUGUGAAGGAACAGCUCCACAGCAUAUGCCUCCACACAGAGGACAAGGCCCUACGAUAUUUUGUGGUUGAGGAGUUGGGGAGACACGGGUAUUUGUCAGAAGAAGAGCUGCUAAGGAUAGAGCUCCUCAGGAAGAUUGAAGAGCCUACAGCACUCUCCUGUCAGCCACUGGAGAACAGGAGGGUUUUGGACACGGGGCAUGUGGAUCCAAAGUGUUCCGGUCUGCUGCAGCAGUUUGCAUGUGAGCCCGCUGACCUGUCAUCACACAACCUGUGUAGUCUACUGCGGCUGGAUUGGGUCAAACACUGGGACGGCUACACCCAGAGAUCAAUCCUCUUGGCACAGAAGAAAGUCCUGAAGAGCUCCUGUGAAUCUGAAGUCUUGUGGGCCUACCUCACCUCACACCACGAUCAUCAGAGGGUCAUUGAGUGGAUCGAGAGCCUUGUGAGCGACAGAAACUCCUCUACGUCUCCUUCAUGGCCAGCUUUAACUGCGGAUGUUGUCAGCAACCACACACAGAGUAACAUGUUUCUGAGGAACCUCAUCUUGGACAUGUUGGCUCGACAGGGUGAAUUUGUUCAGACAGAAAUGGACAACUUUGAACAGCUGCUGUGGAGGUUGGGGCAGGCUGGAGGAGUGAUGGAAGUGACAAAGAUUCCACAGUGUUCCUCCUCUCAGAUGCACACUUUUAACACCUCCUUCAUUAACCACUGUCUAGAGAUUGGACUCUGCUACCUCCUCUACACCUACAUCAGGUCUAACAGAAAUGAGCCAGUCCUGGAGGGAGAGCAUUCAUGUGAAAGUCAUCCAUGCUUUGAGAUGCUGUUGAAAAUACAAGAAAUAGCAAAGGACAUAACAGAACCAGGGAGAGUCUUCCAGGGCAGCUUGACUAGUGCCCGUGUGCUCAUCCCCGGGAGCCAGGGCAGUGUGAGCAGCAUGCUGCUGGAGGGCCACAGCCUUCUGGCCCUGUCAACAAUUAUGUUUGCCCCCGGCGGCAUAGACCAGGUUUCUCAACACGUCCUCCAAGUGGGUGAAUGCCCGUGGAGAGCUGACCCCCAGCUCCUCAAGAUGGCCCUGAGCACGUAUCCCAAACUCAAGUUUGCCGUCUUCCCACCCAGUGGGCCAUUUGGCAUGGGAUCAUCAGAUAUAUCAGUUUACCAUCUCAUGCAGUCUCUAAAUCCGUUGGAUUCCUCCAGACUCUUUUGGUGGCAGUCAGCCAAUACACUGGGCAUUACAGAGAUGUCUGCAGAGCUGCCUCAUUUCUCCACCCCAUAUCUUGUAAACAAAUUUGCCCUCCUUGAAAACCUGGACUUCUUGCACCACCUGAGGCACGGCAGGCCCUCCUUUGCCUAUGGAACCUUCCUAGUCCAACAUCUGGCAAACCUCAAAGAUGACAAACUACUCUUAAGCCAUGCUGCAGGGCUAGCUUACGGUCUGGGCCUUCAGCAUUUCAACACACCCUUUGUGGCGGCUGCCUGUGUCUGCUUCUGUGAGCUACUGGGUGUCUGCAGCCUGAAACUACGGGUAGACAUUAAGGCUCUCAGUCUCAUACUCAAGUUCUUGAAGAAGAACUCUGAAGGAAACAAUGUGAGGUCUUUGAAGGAGUGCUUGGUCGGAAAAUGUAACCAGCUGCUGGAGUCCGAUUGGAAAAGGCCGGGGGGUUGGGAGUUGCUGAAUGACUUGGAAAAAGCUGUGAAGAACACCGUGGAGCACAGAUGCAUUAGCAGGUCAUCUCAUGAAGCUCUGCUGGAAUGGGCAUUACCUGUACAGUUCUCCCAGCUGCAUGGUCUGACCCUGACUCAGAUAUACCCCUGUGAUUGUGCAGCGGAUGGAGAGUGGCUUUACCUACUGCUCUUUGUUCAGCAACACAGCUACCCUCCACGGCAGGUCAGAGCACUCGUGACCCGUUUCUGCCCAGCCCUGCAGACUCAUCUUUCACUGGCCUUCCAGGACCUGCAGGCCCCUCUCCAGUCAGCCCAUGAAGGCUUGCGGGACCACAUAGGGUCUCUGGGUAGAAGGGAGCACCUGGAGCCCCCCAAAGAGCUGUUUCAGGUGGUCCUCCAGAGCCAAGGGCAACCCUGCCCAUGGAGAUAUCUGCUGGGGCAGGCAACGGCCCAGCACUGCCCCCCACUCACUGUGUUUGCAGCUUGUGAAAAGCAGUCAGAGCUUCUGCAGUUCCUCUCUGUGUGGAUUCUGACCUCUGUAGAUGCGUCCGUCACUCAAGAGGCCACUGCCCACAUUGAUGAGAGUCUGAGCCAGCAUGUGUGGAACCUCCAUGACCUGGCCAUCAUUUGGAAAUUCUUCUUGAAGAAUCGUAAUAUCAGGCCACUUAUACAUGGAUUUCAACUCUUUCUGAGGAAAUCUCCUUUGCUCCACAUGCUCAACAUGUAUCAACUCUGCUGUGAUGCCAAAAAAUAUGAAGAGGCGAAGACAAAGCUUCAGGAGUUCCAGAAGUGUCUGUUCAGCCUCCGGGAAGGUGUUGUUCAAUCUCCUGUGGGGAUCCCUGUUCAGUGGGUUGAGAGUCAGGCCUCAGUCCUCCUGUUGACCAUGAUCCAGCAGUGUGGCACCCAGUAUGAGCUCAGGAGACUGCUUCAGCUGAUGUCUGACAUGGGGCAUCUGCUCAAGUCCAAUGGUCCAGACUUUAAGACUCUCAGCCAACUCAGCCAGAUUCUCCAGGACACUCCUGUGUCCCUCUCUCCGCACCUGCUGGAGCGCUGUUCCUCUGAUGUCCUGCAGAGGGAGUGCCAGAACAUGCUCCAGGAGCUACAAGCUUUGGGGUAUUUCAGCCAAGCGAGACAGGUGGCAGACCUAGCAGAUCUGUCCAUUGAUGCUUUAAUAAUCACUGAGCUACUCCAACAAUUGCACACUCUGAAGAACAAACAUCAGUGGGAGAGAAAGGAUGUCAGACUGUCAUUCCUAAGGCGGUGUCAUGACGAGUUCAGGAGUAAUAGUACGAACAUAGAGGCUGCCUCAAGGUUCUUCCUCUCUCUGGCUGAGCAGUCCCAGUCAGAAACUCAUUGGGCCGUGGAGAUGGAGCUGCUGUGCAUGCAGGAGUGCUGUGUGCUCUUCUGCCUCGCUGGCUUCUGGCUUUCCCAGCAAGAAAGUCCACCACUGGACCAGCUGGAGCAGGUUGAGGAAAAGCUGUGGAGGUGUCAAGUGCACCGGCAAGUUCUUGUCACUGACCUAGCAAAGGACAGCCUAUUUUCUACGCCACUGGCUAGGAAUAAGGACUCUUUUGAGGAAAUGAUGAAGGAGUUUUCCUUCUCCAAAGUGCCGGCCCUUGGUGACCCAAAGUACCUGAGCCUAGACGGCAUGCCUUCAUCCUCCACUGAGGAAUCUUCAGGACCUCAAGAUGUUGGAGAACAGAGUGCAUUGUCCAUGCUGGUGGGGAACCUUCUAGAUGAUGGCUGCAUUCAUGAGGCCAGUCGAGUCUGCCGCUACUUCCACUACUACCAUCGUGACGUGUGGUUGGUUCUGCACUGCCGUGGUCUUGCUUCUGGAGAACACCAGAGAGGCAUCCAGGAUCUACUGAGUACUGAGACAAAGAAGGGCCUCCAAAGCUGCCUCUCCCUUCCAGGUUCUAGUUUGGGGAGUUUUGUGGUGGUUCCCUCACCAGAGGACCAGGUGGCGUCUCAGCUGCAGGGACUUGUGGAGGAGUGCCGUCAUGGGAAGAACUAUUGUAAACAGGUUCUUAGCCUUUAUGAACUAUCCAAGGAGCUGAAGUGUUCCUACAACGAGAUCUCUGCUGCAGAGCCCGAGGCCGUGCUGCAGAAGAUACUGUUGUCCCAGCAACAGGACCGCUAUAAGACAGCGCAGGUCUUCAUCAAUGUUCAGGGUCUGCAGCCAGACACUGUUGCGCAACUUGUAUCAUCAUUUGUAGUUCAAGGGAUACAAGCAUCUGGGCAAGACGGAGAAUUCGUGGACAAGCAAAUGUACUGUUUGACAGAGGGGAGAGAGGCUUUUCGGCAGCUGGCUAAGCUUUGUGGAGACCCCAACCUGGUGGGCAUCAGACUGCUGGAUCACAUCUCCACCUUGCCGCUGUCAGAGCUGAGCUGCAUGGUAGAACUCCUCAUCCUGGCACAUGACUGCUUCAGCCUCAGCUGCAACAUGGAAGGCAUAGUUCAGGUCCUUCAGGCAGCACGGCAUGUCAGCCAUGUCCACCUGGCCCACAGUGACUGCCACAGUUUAUUGGUACGACUUCUCACUGGCAUCGGGCGGUACAAUGAGAUGACAUACAUAUUUGACUUGCUGAACCAAAAUCACUGCUUUGAGAUGCUGCUCAGGAAGAAGGUGGAAUCGGUAAGAGAGAAGUUUAUAAGGCAUCACAUUUGACAUUUAGAAGACACUGUUAUCUAAAGCAGUACUGUCAUUUCACAAACCCAUGGACAUGCUUAUCACCUUGCCUGACCAGUUGAGCUACAUGAGUAUCACAUACACAUGCAGAGGGAAUAUUUCUUGCCCAUCAGCUCUUAAAGGUCAUACCAU